AUGGACUCAUAUAACUUAUUUGGUGAUGAUGGAAGCGGUAUGUUGGAAGGACUCACUGAUCUUGGUGGAACAGACAGCUUUGCUGGUAACUCUACAUCUGGAGUAACAGGAGAAAAUAAAGAUAACUCAGAGAAUAGUUACAGGCAACCAUAUAAUCCAAAUAGUGUGGCACAAGAAGGAAAUAUACAAAAACUGGCUUCAUUUGGGGGUGGGGGAGCAAGUGGUUUACCUAGUAGUUCUCAGCCUGUACCAAAUCCUGGAGCAGGUCCACCUGGACCAGAAUAUCACGAUUAUGGUGGCUAUCCUCCAAGACCUCGGCUUCCUCAGCCUCCACAUGCACCACUUCAUCCAUCACACCAUGUACACCCCUCACAUUCCUAUCCUGGCUAUCAUCCGGGACCAGAACCCAUGUACUCGAUACCAGAACAAGGUAUUAGCGACAUGGGUGUAUGGUCCGGCGCACCAGGAGCAAAUAGAUAUUCACCAAUUACUCCAGGAUACAGACAUUCAUAUGAACAUCAACAAAAAAUGCAUCAAUACCCACCACAGCAGGCUGCUGGAAUAGGAGGCUUACAAGCACAAAAUGGUGCAUAUAUACCAAGACAACCACAUUUUCCACAGCCAUCACAACAACUUUAUGGACAACAACAGAACUAUCCAAAUUAUGCACAAAUGCAUCCUCCAUCUGCCACAAGAAUAUCUCAACAUCCAACAUACCAUCAGCAAAUGGAUGUUAAUGCUCACCAAUAUGGAUUACCACAUAAUCAACAGAGUCAUGGUUCCUUACAACAACAUCAGCCUCAUCAAAAUAUGCCUGGCCAUGCUGGAGGUCUUGGACCAGGAAUUCAAAGCCAUCCCAACCCACAUUUACACCAUGCAGGACCCUCACCUUUACAUCAUGUUCCCCGACAACCGCAAGUUCCCCCUUCUUCAGUGGGACCAUCCCAUGCUGUCCCAUCACAAAUGCCUUAUGGGUCUCCUCACCAUGCUGUUCCCAUCAACUACCAGCCACAUCAAGUGCAACAUCCUCUUGAUGUUAAUGUAACUAACCAAUACAGUUCUGUUAAAUCUGGAAUUGAAACUGGAAGUCCUCAGUACAGACCGCCCUUUCCACAGCUAUCACCACAAAUGUCACCACGAGCUCAGGUGUCGCCUAGACAGUCACAAUCGCAACCACAGCUUUCACCUCGACCUGUAAUGUCUCCUGUAAAAGGGCCUAUUGCAUCCCCACUUAGUUCACGUAAUAUACAACCACCUCCUACUUCAGGACCUCCAGUUUCUGCGGCAUUUCCUUCACAAAAUACACUGCAAGCAUUAGAACAAAUGGUUUUACCACCUAGUGGAGAAUACACAUUUCAAAGAAAUCCAUCAUCGCCGGCGGUUGGCCAUAAUAUAGUAUCUUCUCCAACUCAGUGGAAUCAAAAUAAAAUAUCUGCACCUAUUAGUAACACAGUUCAAAUAGACAAUAUUGAACAACCUCAAAAAUCUUUGGAUACUCCUAUGUCAAAUUUGAAGCAAGAACAAGCUAAAGUUCCUACUGUUCCAGUAACAAAUAAUGAAAAUAAAACAUUAGAUAAAAAACAUUCUGAGACUGAUAGAACUCCAGAGGAUACACCACCUCUCAGAUUUUUAACAACUCCAAAAGAAGGGAUUCCAGUUACUUUGAAUAAUCCUCCAAUUACAACAUCAACUGUUACAAAUUCUUUAAGUGUUUCAGCCGAGAAUACUGAACAGAAAGAAAAGAUGAGUCAUAGUCCGCUUCCUACUGAUGGGAUUUUUGAGACUCUAGGGAACACUAAAGAGGAGCAAAAAAACGAUGCUGCGAAAAAUGAAAAUAAAUCAGAAAGUACACAAAAUGAAAUUAAUAAGCAAAGUAACAACAUUAAUAACAGUGAAUCUAUUAUAAAUCAAGGUAAUCUUUUGCCAACUGGAUCUAGCAAAAUAGAUGUUUCUAGUGAACACACAUCAAACAAUACUUCACAAGUAAAUAUUUCGUUGGGGCAUGCACCUCUAGUAAAUACAAUAGUUAAUAAAUAUGAAAAUACAGCAACUAUGAAUGUUCCAAGAAACCAAGGAUAUCAAAGUGGAACGUUUCAGAACAUGCAAAAUAUAGUACCUCAAGGAGUCCCCCCUAGUAUAGUAACGGGUAUCCCAAGUAAUAUGCAAAGCAAUCAAAAUCACAAUGUUACUCCAAAUUUUCAAUCUGCUGCUGGUCCACCAGGCUCAUCAACUUUACCAAAUAUGCAAAGUAGUGUUCAAGCUCCUCACUCAAUACAACAUGCAAAUAUAACUAACACAGUAUCUUCAAGUAUGACUGUUCAUAAUUCACAAAGUAAUAUGACAUGUUUACCAUCUAACGUUCCAAAUAUGCUCGGAAGUGUUCAGCAUUCGCUACAUAAUUCACCAAGUAGUAUUGCUAGUCCACAAGCUAGCGCCCCUUCAACAAUGCCAAGUAUACAAGUAGGAAUGCCCAUGAAUCCUCAGAAUAUACAUGGGAGUAUAGGCCCACCAAACAUGCCAACAAAUCAAACUAAUGUUAUGCCUAAUUUGCCACAUAAUAUUAAUCCAAAUAUGAUUCUAAUGGGAUCUAAUAAUAUGGCACAUCCUAAUAUAUAUCCAACAUCACACCACCAGGAGAGAGCUUCCUUGCAACAACAAAUUCAAGAAAUAUACUGUUUACCACCAUCUAGUGAAAAUCAAGAGAAGGUUAGAUGCUUACAAGAAAGGCUAUCAAUGUUACAACAACAUGAAACAAAUGAUAAAUGUAGUGGUGGACCUAAUUGCUUAUUACAGAAUCCUAUUUAUGGAUCUAAAAUGGUCGAAAGUCCGCAAGUGACGAGCACUACCGGUCGUGGACGUGGAAAGGGCCCUGCCAAACCUAGAAAACCACGAGCCAAAAAGGAUAAACUCACUACAAUGUCACAACCUCUUGAUCAACUACCAGUGUCUGAAGAUUGUGUAACAGCAGGCACAGGUCUACAAAGUAAUUCAGAAAUUGAUGCUGAAGUGAGUGAAGAUAUCACCAAUUUAGAUAGCAGUGCAUUAUCUAUAGAAGAAAUGACUGGUGGAAAAAUUAAAAAACCAAGAGCUCCGCGUAAGAACAAAGAAAGGAAACCUCGUGUACCCAAAGAACUUAAAAUUCCUAAAGAAAUGGGUGACAAACCAGUAAAAGAGAGAAAGAAACGGGAACCAAAAGAUCCGAAUGCACCAAAACGAAAAAGAAAUGUUAAAAAAGCAAUGUCUGAAAUGCAUGCAGACACGACAACUACAUUCAAUGAACAUUUGGAUAAAGAUAAUCCAGAUAAUUUAACUGUUGAUAGUUUUAAUAAAAGUAUGGCCAAUGAUGUUUCAAAACCGAAUAUUUCACUAAUACAAGACGUACCGUCGUUAGAUGAUACAAAUGUUACUGACUUUGAUGAUAUUCCAGUUUCAAAAAUUGCUAUUAAAGAUUUAUUGGAAGAAGCAGAAGCAAAGAAGGAUCUUAUUGACAAAGAAGAUGAUUUUGACCCGACAAACCAAAAGAAAAAACCCUCGAAGAAAAGAUCAUCUGGUGGAGGGAGUUGCAAAAAAUUAAUGAGUAAAAGAACACCUAGUGGAAAGAGAAAGCGGCGUGGUGGAUUGAUACCUGACUCUGACGGUGAACCUGAUGAUCUAAUGUCUACACCACCGCCUUCACCGCCACCAGAAGGUGAUGAUAGCCUUAAACGCCGAUCAGCUAGAAAUACUCAGCGCAAGAAAUAUACAGAUGAUGUACUUCUUCGUUUGUCUGAUGAUGAAUUUACUAUAACAGCCCCUAAACAAGAAAAAGAAUUUGAUGACUUAAACCUUGAAACUAAAGAUAUUAAUAGACCCGAACUUACACCGAAACCCAAUUACAUGUAUGUAAACACUACUGAAGAGGACUCUAUGAUAGUACAACAUGUUUUGGCUUGUCGAAUGGGUAAAAGAGAAAUUAAAAUUGAAGUGCCGCCUGCUAAUGAUAAUUUACCAAAACAAGACAAAGAAGACACAGUGGACAAUGUUGUUAAAGAAAGUUCUGAUGAUGAACCACAGAACAAUAGCGAUGAAAUUCCAAAAGAUCAAGAGAUUCUCACAAAUGAAUCUAAUGGUGGAGAAAUACAAAAGAAAGAAAUAAGUAAUCAAGAUGUAGAGAAAGAAAAAGAAAAUUGUGAAAAUAAGAAUACCAAACCGGUAAUAGUAGAUGUGGAAGAAUAUUAUGUUAAAUACCGCAAUUUUUCAUAUUUGCAUUGUGAAUGGAAAACGGAAGAAGAACUUUAUAAAGGCGAUAAACGUAUAUAUUCAAAAAUAAAACGUUUUAAACAAAAACAGGCCCAACAGAUGAAUAUCUUUGAACUUCUUGAUGAUGAACCUUUCAAUCCUGAUUAUAUUGAAGUAGAAAGAAUUUUAGAUAUGUCAGAAAACCAAGAUCCAGCAAACAAUACAGUUGUAAAACAUUAUUUAGUUAAAUGGAAAAGUUUGCAAUACGAAGAUAGUACAUGGGAGCUAGAAGAAGAUAUUGAUGUAGAUAAAAUUAAGCAGUACAAAAUAUUUAGUGAAUUACCGCUAAAAGAGAAAUGGAAAUUUAAGAAACGUCCAUCUGCUGAUCAAUGGACUCAAUUAAAAGAAUCUCCUCUAUAUAAAGGUGGCAACACACUAAGACCUUAUCAAUUAGAAGGUUUAAAUUGGUUAUUAUUCUCGUGGCAUAAUAAUCGAAAUUGUAUUUUAGCCGAUGAAAUGGGAUUAGGAAAAACAAUCCAAAGUUUGACGUUUGUCAAUUCCGUUUGGGAAUAUGGAAUACGCGGACCUUUCCUUAUAAUCGCUCCUCUUUCAACUAUUCCUAAUUGGCAGAGAGAAUUUGAAGGUUGGACAGAAAUGAAUGUUAUAGUUUAUCAUGGCUCUCAGCAGAGUAAGAGUAUGAUUCAAGAGUACGAGUUUCAUUAUAAAAAUGACAAAGGAGAGCCAAUUAAAGAAAUUACCAAAUUUAAUGUGUUAAUUACAACUUUUGAAAUUAUAGUAACAGAUUUUCAAGAAUUAAAAUCGUUUAACUGGAGAUUAUGUGUGAUUGAUGAAGCUCAUAGAUUAAAAAACCGGAAUUGUAAAUUAUUAGAAGGUUUAAGACAGCUUCAUUUAGAACACAGGGUUCUGUUAUCAGGAACACCUCUACAAAACAAUGUAAAUGAACUAUUUUCUUUACUUAAUUUCUUAGAACCUUCUCAAUUUUCUAGUAGUGAUGCAUUUUUAACAGAAUUUGGUCAAUUAAAAUCAGAGUCAGAGGUAUUAAAAUUACAAGCUCUUUUAAAACCAAUGAUGUUACGGCGAUUAAAAGAAGAUGUCGAAAAAACUCUAGCUCCGAAGGAAGAAACAAUUAUUGAGGUGGAAUUAACAAAUAUACAAAAAAAAUAUUACAGGGCUAUUUUAGAAAGAAACUUCAGUUUUCUCCAAAAAGGCACUGCAUCUGCUGCAAACAUUCCUAAUCUAAUGAAUACUAUGAUGGAAUUAAGAAAAUGUUGUAUUCACCCAUAUUUACUGAAUGGUGCAGAGGAUCAAAUACAGUUUGAUUAUAAACAGGCCAAUGGAGAAGACAAAGAAGCUUAUUACAAAGCACUUAUAGAUUCUUCUGGAAAGAUGGUUUUAGUUGAUAAAUUGCUACCGAAACUGAAAGCUGGGGGACAUCGAGUUUUAAUAUUUAGUCAAAUGGUACGAUGUCUUGAUAUCUUGGAAGAUUACCUGGUUUUUAGAAAAUACCCUUAUGAGCGUAUUGACGGGCGAAUAAGAGGUAAUUUAAGACAAGAAGCUAUAGAUAGAUUUUCAAAACCCGAUUCCGAUCGAUUCGUCUUUUUGUUAUGUACAAAAGCGGGUGGAUUGGGAAUUAAUUUAACUGCUGCCGAUACUGUCAUAAUUUAUGAUAGUGAUUGGAAUCCACAAAACGAUUUGCAAGCACAAGCGCGUUGUCAUCGAAUUGGACAGCAAAAAAUGGUAAAAAUAUACAGAUUAAUAUGCAGAAACACUUAUGAGCGGGAAAUGUUUGACAAAGCAUCGUUAAAACUCGGAUUAGAUAAAGCUAUUCUGCAAAGUAUGAACACUGCACAAGGGAAAGAGACAGGUUUAAAGCAAUUAUCGAAAAAAGAAAUUGAAGAUCUUUUAAAGAAAGGAGCUUAUGGUGCUGUUAUGGAUGAAGAUAAUGCUGGAGAUAAAUUUUGUGAAGAAGAUAUUGAGAUGAUUUUGGCGCGCAGAACUCAAGUUAUUCAAAUGGAGUCUGAAAAAGGUUCUACAUUUUCUAAAGCUAGUUUUGCUGCUACUGAUCAACGAUCUGAUAUUGAUAUAAGAGAUCCUGAUUUUUGGAACAAAUGGGCCAAAAAAGCAGAAAUAGAUACAACAGAAAAAAAGGAAGACGAAGAUCUGAUAGUAACUGAACCAAGAAAAAGAACUGUCAUAAAAAGAUAUGGUCAUGAUGAUGGCCCAAUGGAGAUGUCUGAUAUGGAAGCAACUCCUGACUCUGAUGAAGAUGAAGAAGGUAUAAGUCUCAGAAGUAAACGAAAAAAAGACAAAUUAGGCAGGAAAGGUAGAAGAUAUGCUAGUGACGACUAUGUCCCUCGACAUGAAGGUGUUUCCAUUGAUGAAGAGGUAGUUUAUGGAUCUUGGACUAGAUCUGAAUGUUUUAAAAUUGAACGAGGUCUACUAACAUUUGGAUGGGGACGGUGGGAAGAAACUCUGGAUAAAAAUCAGUUCAGAAAAGGAUGGACUCUUCCCGUAAUCGAAGACUGUGCACGAAUUAUCGUUCUUUAUUGUUUACGUCACUAUAAAGGAGAUGAGAAAAUAAGGAAUUUUAUUUGGGAUCUUAUUGAACCAUGUGAAAAUGGUGAAGUUACAAUAUCAAGAAAUCAUAGUGGACUGCACAAUCCGGUACCACGAGGUAGAAAUGCAAAGAAAAAAAAUAGACUUAAAGAUAUUCCGAAGGCUCAUGAUACCCAAAAAUGGGAAGAUCCGGGACACUGGAGUUCAAUUGAUAAAUACGAUUGUGAAGCCUAUUUGGAAGGCAGUUAUAAAAAACAUUUGUAUAGACAUGCCAAUAAAGUAUUACUUAGAGUUCGCAUGAUGUACUAUAUAAAACAUGAAGUUAUUGGGGAUUAUUCCAUACAAAUAGACAAUGGGACUCAUGCAAGCACGCUGGGCAUGCGCGUGCCGCGCGGCGUGGACAGCGCGCCGCCGCGCCUGUGGUGGGACGCGGAGUGCGACGUGUCGCUGCUCGUGGGCACCUACCGCCACGGCUACGAGAACUACCUCGCCAUGCGCUCCGACCCGCAGCUGUGCUACGUGGACAAGCUCGGCCCGCCCGACGACGCCGAGUGCACGGACAUUAAAAGCGAAGAGAGGAAGGUGCUCGGCAGCGUGGCGGGCGACGAGGAGUGCACGGACGACGUGUCGAGCGGCGCCGGCGCGGCCUCGCCUGCGUCGCCGCGCGACGACGACGCCGCGCCCGCCGCCACGCACCUGUGGCCCUCCAUGCAGGACCUCAACACGCGCCUGCGCCGCCUAAUCACGGCCUACCAGCGCAACUACAAGCGCGAGGAACUCAAGCUGCAACAGCGAGCCAAGAUGGAGCGCCGUGAGCGAAUGGACCAGCUUGCACGAGAUGAAAUUUCUCAAUGGUGUUGGACUCGUGCAGACGAAGAAGCUUUUAGAAGAACUGUGGCUUCUUAUGGCGUGGAGUUUGAUCCCGCAACUAAAAGCUUACGUUGGAGUCGAUUUAGGUCAUUAGCAAGACUGGAUUCCAAGAGUGACGAUGCCUUAACUGAUUAUCUUAAAGCUUUUAUGGCGAUGUGCAAACGUCAGUGUGGUCUGGCAGUGGGAGAAGCAGAGCUACCUACUAGAGCUGAUUUGAAAGCAGAGCCAAUAGGCGAGGAAAGAGCUAUAGCUACUUUAGAGAGAAUUGAUUUACUCCGCGUGUUGCGCGAGGAGGUGGCGCCGCACCCCGCGCUGGAGGCGCGCCUGGCGCUGUGCGAGCGCUCGCUGGACGCGCCGCCCUGGUGGCAGCCCGCCAGGCACGACAAGCUCUUGGUGCUGGGUGUGUGCAAACAUGGAUUAGGAGACACCUACAAUAAACUUUUUUGCGACCCAAAAAUGCCUUUCGCGGAUGCUGCUAGAAAAUGGAAUGCUAAAUAUAAAACAACGACUAAAAGUGAAGUUCAAAAACCUGCCUCUGACGACGAAGAAAAAACUACUCCUGAAGCAGAACCCCGAAUGUCCUUACGGCGCAGUAAACGUACCUCGAAUGCUCUCGAUCGUGAUAACGACGACGAUACUGACGCGCUAUCUGAACUAGAAACAUUAGCAAAAUUGGGAAGAAUAGAUGAAACGUUGACACCAGAACACUGGUUUUCAGAGAGAGCUCUAGAAACGAGAUUACAUCACAUCGCUCAUGCAGUACAAAACUGCGAAUGGCCGUCGACAUCGGCAACCACAAAGUGUGGCGAGGGAACACAAGCUACUGAUACAUUAGACGAUCGUAAGCAAAGUCAAAAACGUCACAUUGCAAUUGAUGUAGAGACAGAGCGAGCGAAACUACACGCACUUCUCUCAUCACCUCAAGCCGCACAUUCUUCGUCCAGGGAAACUCAUAGGCCUCCAACGGUGCUCAAUUUAGACAGAGAUGACGCGUCGAGUGACUCGGGGUCGCGACGCUCGACGCCGGCGCCGCCGCCCGCGCACCAGCGCGUGGCGCCCUCGCCGGCGCCCUCCGUGCCGCCCUCGCCCUCCCCGGCCUCCGCUGCCGCCGCGCCCGUCGACCUCUCCGCCCCGCUCGAUCUAAGUGAAGCGCAAGAUUUCUCCAUAGGUCGUCGGACACCGCAAGCGGACAAUCCAACUGCUACAGCUUCGUCCACAAAAAGCAGGCUAGACGAUACGCUCACAAGACUGAUGAAAAGAAAAAAUGUGCCGGCACCAGAACAGAUAGUUAGUAAAGAAAAGAAAAGAAAGAAACUAGAUGAAAUUGUACUGGGACUUUCUGCUGCGAAAGGUCGUAGUCCAAGUUCAAUAAGUUCAUAUGAUCCUCCUCGAAGUAAAAGUUCGUCAGUAUUGCCUGAAGUAACUGUAACACCUGCAGCGCCGCCCAGCAGCGCCAGCACUCCUCCUACACAAAAACCAUUCUCUGUGACCGUCACAAAUGUACCAUCACCACAUUCGUCAACAAAAGAGUUAUCAUCCUUCUUACAACAAUCACUAGAACAGACUAGUAAAACCCAGAAAGCAAGUACUUCCACCUCAACGUCAACUACUCCUAAACCGUACUCGCACGAAGCUAAGGUAAAUAAAUGGUUAGCCGAACAAGCUAAUGUCGAUACACGGAGACGUGGACUGACGCCGCGCUUGGCUCCUGAUGAGCAUGUUCCCGUAGUUCAUCGUGUUACGGGAAAACGUUUAAUAGGCCAUAAAGCACCACAACUGAAACAUCUGGCUCAAUGGAUCGCCGAGAACCCUAUGUACGAUAUCGAUUCUAAAUGGACAGAAGGAAUAAAAGAGCAUGUGAAACUGCCACAAGAUGUCCGCAAUCCGAGGCAUUCUCCUAUGCAACCAACAAGUUCCGCACCAGAACGUAAAAAAGGUCGACCGCCGACCUUGGAUAGUACUUCAACUAAUGUUUUGUCUUCAAAUACAAAUCAUUUAAAUCAGAACCUUUCCAGUCUAAACCCUGCGUUGUUGGCCAGCUUAUCAAGCCUAAGUGCCUUCGACCCAAAGACGUUAGCAGCUACUUUGUCUAAUUUAACUGGAUUUGAUCCAAAAUUACUGUCUAGUCUGAGUAGUUUUGAUCCUAAAAAUAAUCCUCUUCUUAAUUCAUUUAGUAGCAUGCCCAAUUUGCUAGGCAAUAUAACUGGUGGAAACAUAUUUGCAAAUUUAGCUGGAUUAGGAUUACCUGGCUUUCCAUCUCUUGAUAUGAACACUCUCGGAGCAACAAGUGGGUCAUCCGAUAGUAAAUCUAAAACAAGGAAACCAUCAGAGACCGGAAGUUCGUCUACCUCAAAAUCAAAUAAUUCUCAGUUCCCAUUUGUAUUUCCAAAUCCUAAUAUGCUAUAUCCUCAGCUAGGUUUAAGUGGCCUGUCACCAUUUGGAGUCCAUUCAGGCAUGUCUUCUGCAUAUGAUGCCUUAGGUUUGCUAAGUGGCAAUCUAGCUGCUAGUUCCAGCUCUACAACACUCCAUAGUUCAAGUCACAAUGCUCGCAGUAGCACGAAAACUACUGCUCCUAGAUCUUCUACUGUCGUAACAAAUUCUUCCACAUCUCGCCAACAAAAAGUAUCAGAUCGCACUCAAUCAAGCCAUCUACCUCAAAUACUACUACCUCCCGAUCCUUACCUACUGGAAUCUCUCUCUAAACAGACAAUGAGUUACGACGCAGCCUUGAAAGCUGAUAAGAGAACUCGCGAAUCAGAAUCGCAUGAGUCCAUAGCUACGGACCUGUCGAAAUCUGACAAAAAGAAAAACCCUUUUGACCCACUCAGAGCACAAAUGCCGCCUGAAUUUGCAGCUGUUCAGGAAAAGCUGCUUAAAGGUGAUAAAAAGGACAUAGAUAUCAGUAAAAUGUUAUUGGAACAAAUGGCUUCAGGUGCCUUGAGUGCCAGUCUUGUGAGUUCCGCAGAAGCUAAAAAGUCGAAAGAUAUUGAUAAGGACACAUAUGAUAAGCUUGGGAAACCUCCAGAAUAUAUGACUCGUGCUCCAACUGAUGACUCCACUUCCACUGUGACUCUUGCACAUAAAAGGGCAAUAGACGAAAUCAGCAAUGAACCGGAAAAUUUAGCUGUACAAUCAAGUGCGAAAAAAUUAAAAGAAAAUCCAUCUGAACUGAAACAAUCUGAUUCUACAAAUACUGGCGAGAUGGACUUAGAGGAUUUAAUAGCGCCUUCAACUGUUAUAAAAACUGGUAUGAAAGCUAGUGAUUUUGACAUACGGCCUUCGGAAUCCACUUCUUUAGUUAUGGCACAUUCUGAAAGGGAUGACAAAGCCCAGCAGAGCCCUUUACGGGAGAGAGAAAUGCAAAAUGAUAAUGAAAAUUCACAGAAACUUGAUUGUACUAAACAUGAAAUUGAUAAAGAAGACAAUUCCAUCGAUGAUAUCAAUACUGGAGACAAUUCAAGUGAAAGUGCUCGCAGAAGUAAUAAAAAGAAGGGUCGAAAAUAUUCAGAAGAUUCUACUUUUGGCCCACGCCGUGAACUAAGAUCAAGUUCUGGAAGACAAUCAACAGAAUCGACUUCAAACCAU
This is a messenger RNA of Brenthis ino (lesser marbled fritillary), 11250 nucleotides long. The record is from the annotation of a GenBank genome assembly. NCBI's taxonomy places the organism in Eukaryota, Metazoa, Arthropoda, Insecta, Lepidoptera, Nymphalidae.